GGGAGGCGUUGCGGCACACAGGAAGGAAGCGCGGACGGCGGUCGCCCUUGGCCGCGCUGCCCCGCGCCUGCUCGCCGGCGAGGUCGUCCUGGGAAUCCCCCACCGCUUCUCCCCUUCCCCCGGCGGGCCCGCGCUCCGCGCUCGCUGCUCCACUGACAGCGGCGAGCCGACCGCGCGUCACCCGGUUCGUGCGGGACUGCGCAGCGCCCCUCACAGCACCGGUCCGCGGGGACGAGCCCGUCAGGCCCCCACUGGGACGACAGUACGGGCGGGAACGGCCCGGUUUAACCGUGACGCUCGGGGGAAGCCUCCCGCCGCGCGCUGAGCGACCAGCUCGCCGCCAUCAGCGCCCGCGGCGGCGCUCCGCGUGACGCCACCCCGGGAGAAGGCGCCGAUUGGUCCGCGCGGCCUGGUAGCAGACGUGGCCGCCCGUGAUUGGGCGGCGGCGCAGCCAUGGGGGAGCCGCGGAGGCGGUGGGGCGGCGUGCGGCGGUACCGCUUCACCGAGGGGCCGGCGGCGCUGGCGCUGCGCAUCCCCGAGGUGCUGGACUCGCAGUAUGGCAUGUACGUGUGGCCCUGCGCUGUGGUCCUGGCCCAGUACCUCUGGGUCCACAGGAGAAGCCUGCCCGGCAAGCGAGUGCUGGAGGUGGGUGCCGGGGUGAGUCUCCCCGGCGUGGUGGCGGCCAAGUGCGGUGCCGAAGUGAUCCUGUCCGACAGCGAGGAGCUGCCCCAGUGCCUGCACAACUGCCGGAGAAGCUGCCUGAUGAACCACCUGCCCCACGUACCGGUUAUAGGGCUCACCUGGGGGCGGGUAUCUCCAGAGCUGCUCUCUCUUGCUCCUGUGGACAUUAUUUUAGGGUCAGAUGUCUUUUUUGACCCAAAAGACUUUGAAGAUAUUUUAACUACAAUUUACUUCUUGCUGGAAAAGAAUCCACAUGCUCAAUUCUGGACUACUUAUCAAGUCCGAAGUGCAGACUGGUCUAUUGAAGCUUUGCUCUGCAAAUGGAAACUGAAGAACGUCCGCAUUCCCUUACACUCGUUCAGUGCAGACAAAGAGCACUUGGCCAGCUCUUCUCUUCCAGGAAGACAUACGAUUGAAAUGAUGAUUAUCUCACUAGCAAGAUCAGAUGGUACUUAAAGUUUAUUCCACUUGGUUCCAGUACAAGGUGACACUUAACUGUUUGCUGUAGCACGGAUCUGCAGAAAACGCUCCUGUUGACAGCAAACCCCAUGCAUGUUUUUGGGAAGCAGAUCCCUUCAGCAGUAAUUCUUAAAACGUGCAUUGUAAAAAUAAAGCUGUUUAAUUGU
This is a messenger RNA of Grus americana (Whooping crane), 1307 nucleotides long. It is a transcript of the gene METTL23, whose product is annotated as methyltransferase like 23. The record is from RefSeq and is a predicted model, not a curated record. The transcript is spliced from 5 exons. Gene Ontology annotation, cellular component: cytoplasm; nucleus. Bases 454 to 1137 code for a protein of 227 amino acids. Lineage: Eukaryota; Metazoa; Chordata; Aves; Gruiformes; Gruidae.